UUCCAUUAAUCAUGGCGCCCACACUGUAUAUGAUGCCUUCUAGCCCCCCAGUACGAGCCGUCCUUAUGACUGCUAAAUCAAUCGGUCUUGAUCUAGAGCUUAAACAAUUAAACUUGCGAAGAGGUGACCAUAAAACUGCCGAAUAUCUUAAGUUAAAUCCCCAACACACCGUUCCCACUUUAGUUGAUGAUGAUGGUUUCGUUCUUUGGGACAGCCACGCAAUUAUAGUUUAUCUUCUUUCAAAGUACGCCAAAAACGAUUCUCUUUAUCCAAAGGACUUGAAAAAGAGAGCCGUCAUAGACCAAAGAAUGCAUUUUGACAGUGGUGUUGCUUUUUCCGUGUUUCUAACAAUUUUGUAUCCAUUAAUCUAUCGUGAGAAGAAAACAAUCACACAAGAAGAUAAGAAUGCAGCUGAGGAAGUUUAUUCCUUUUUAGAAGCUUUUCUAGAAGGAAAACAAUGGAUGACUGGGGAUUCUGUUACGGUUGCUGAUUAUAGUUUGAUAGCCACGAUUAGUUCUCUAAACGUUUUGGUAAAAAUUGAUCCAGUAAAGUACUCAAAGCUAAAUACUUGGGUAAAAAAUGUUGAAAAACUACCGGCUUAUGAGGCGAAUAAAUCAGGACUGGAACAAUUCGUUGGUUAUGUUAACUCAAUAUCAGGAUCGAUCAUGUCUCUAAAACUGUACCACACCUCACUAAGCCCAGCUUGUCGGGCGUCUCUUUUGACAAUUAACGCCUUGGGUAUUGAGGUCGAACUUGUCCCAAUAAAUCUAAACGCACAAGAACAUCUCACUACAGAGUUUCUUCAGCUUAAUCCUUUUCACACCGUGCCGACUCUUCAAGAUGGAUCUUUCAGUCUUUGUGACAGUCAUGCUAUUAAUGCAUAUCUUGUCGAAAACUACGGAACGGAUGAUUCGCUCUACCCUAAAGACUUGCAACAAAAGGCCAUCGUCAACCAAAGGUUGCAUUUUGAUUCAAAUGUACUGAGUGCACGGCUAUCGGCAAUUACGAGCUCCAUUUUAAGAGGCGGUGCCAAAACUGUCGCCAAAGACAAAGCCGAUGCCUUGCUCCAAGGCUUAACCCUAUUGGAGACAAUCCUCGAAACGAAUAAAUUCGUCUGUGGUGACAAAUUGUCCAUUGCUGAUUUCAGUCUAGUUACUACUGUCAGCAGUGCCAAUGCAGUCCUCCCUUUAGCCUCCAACAGGUUUCCGAAAAUUUUUGAGUGGUGGAACCGACUGGAAGCUCUUCCUUACUACAAAGAAGCAAAUCAAGAAGGUCUUAACGCUUUUACUAAGCUCAUUAAAAGUAAAAAUAUUAUGAGACAAAAUUCAACAAGAUAAAUUCUAAGUCUCACAGUCAUGUUUUUUAUUUUACAU
This is a messenger RNA of Tribolium madens (black flour beetle), 1373 nucleotides long. RefSeq lists its product as uncharacterized. NCBI's taxonomy places the organism in Eukaryota, Metazoa, Arthropoda, Insecta, Coleoptera, Tenebrionidae. The record is from RefSeq and is a predicted model, not a curated record. The coding region runs from base 12 to 1337 and encodes 441 amino acids. Gene Ontology annotation, molecular function: glutathione transferase activity. Gene Ontology annotation, biological process: glutathione metabolic process. The transcript is spliced from 6 exons.